Zymoseptoria tritici IPO323 is the source of this 872-nucleotide messenger RNA. RefSeq lists its product as uncharacterized. The transcript has a single exon. The record is from RefSeq and is a predicted model, not a curated record. Lineage: Eukaryota; Fungi; Ascomycota; Dothideomycetes; Mycosphaerellales; Mycosphaerellaceae. The coding region runs from base 9 to 872 and encodes 287 amino acids. Gene Ontology annotation, molecular function: protein kinase activity; ATP binding. Gene Ontology annotation, biological process: protein phosphorylation.
CUUCAACAAUGUCCGUUGUUCUCCACGUGAAAUUGGAGCUGGAGGACCAUACGACUCCUGUACCGACAAUGGUCUUGAAGGUGUUCGACCGACAUUUCUCCGCCCAAUUGCGUGAGUUCUUGGACUCAGGCCCGGCGACGAAGUCAAGUGAACUCCAAUUCAUCAACUUUGUUCGUGAAGGUUACUUGCCUCUAUUCAUGGCGGCGUGGGAGCAGGAAGGACCUUGCGCCUACGACGAAUGGAAUGUCUCGAGGAGAGAGGCGUGUUUCCACUGCAGAUCUGUCCAGAGCCACGAGAUCGAGCUCGAGAUAUAUGACCGUCUGGUCGCCAUGCAGGGCGUUCAUGUUCCGAAGUUGUUCGCGGGCGUUCGGCUGCAUCCGCAGCACGAGGAGCUGCAGGUGGAGGAAAGUUUGAUCGAGGAUUUCGCGAUGAGAGCUAUCCUUAUGGAAUACAUUGAUGGAUUCCCUCUGGAUGAGAUCGUAAACAGGACGCCGGAGUUGGACUGGGCACCCAUUUGCGAUCAGGCAAUCGAAGUGAUCGGUUCCAUUUCUGAUAGCGACUUUAUCAAUUUCGAUAUCAAGCCCAGAAACAUUCUGGUCCGCCGGCAGGAAGAAAAGGCAUACGAGGUCUUCUACUUGGACUUUGGGGAGUGCCGCUUCCGUGACCCGUCUGAUUCAGACGAAGUCUGGCGCGAACGUAAGCGUCAGCGAUGCGAAGAGGGAGCGGUGGGCUACAUCAUGAUGAAUCAUAUCUCGCGAGCGAAGGGAAAGAAGGGAAAGAAGUACAGGGGAAGUCUUCCUUUGCCCUGGGAGUACUCGCCUUCCAACCGCUUCGAAGGAGACUAUAUCGAACUGUGUGGAAAUGCCGGCUAG